UACCUCAGGACAAUAGCAGCGAAUGAGCGCUUAAUUAAAUUAAUUAGUCCUUCUUGUCAAUCUCAGAUUAAUGGCCAAUAGCGACGAUGCUGCCUAAUGUUUUUUCUACUCCUCUUCCUCUCCCUCUCUCUCCUGUAUGAGUGAAGAAGGGGAAGGGGGGCUCAUCCCGGCAUCCUGAGGGGAGGUAAUUUGCACGGAUCAAGGGGGCAAGGCGCCGCAAAGUAUAAAUACUGUGACUUCAAUAGAGGAGCACCAGCAGGUUCCCAACUCCGCUACCAAAGGAGGAGGAAUUGGCUGAGAAGAUCGAUUCUUUCUAUAUUUUUUACCUCUUCCCAGAGUUGGCACUAGAAGCAGCAGCAUCAUCAUCAUCAUUUUUCCAAAGUGGGGGUCGACUUUAAACCGAGCCACACCAUUGAUGUCUUAAGCUGUCGUGGAGCAAAGAGUGUGUGACUGAGAGUGUGUGUGAGGUGUGUGUUUCUCAAAGAGGAGAGUGCAGGCAGGGAUGGAAGAGCUCACCGCGUUCGUGUCUAAGUCUUUCGAUCAGAAAGUAAAGGAGAAGAAGGAAGUGAUAACCUACAGGGAGGUGUUGGAGACCGGUUCCACGCGAGCAGGGAGCAGGGAGUCUUUAUCGGGGGAGCCCGGGAGUCGAGAGGAGGCAGCGGCAGGAGUCACCCGGAACGUGGCGCUCUCGCCGGGCAGGGAAACGGACAUGCUCGGCCCGGAGAGGAUCAGGGACGCCGGGAGCCCCAAACUCAUAGACGGCACCACGGACGUGAAGGAAAGGAAAGAGGACUCGAAGCCCAUAGAGGACGAGACACAGGCUAAAAUCAAACAGAGGAGAAGUCGGACUAACUUCACGUUAGAGCAGCUCAACGAGCUGGAGCGGCUCUUCGACGAGACGCACUACCCGGACGCCUUCAUGCGCGAGGAGCUGAGCCAGAGGCUGGGACUGUCCGAGGCCCGAGUACAGGUUUGGUUCCAGAAUAGGAGAGCCAAAUGCAGAAAGCAGGAGAACCAGUUACAUAAAGGAGUCCUGAUUGGAGCAGCCAAUCAGUUUGAAGCUUGUCGUGUAGCGCCAUAUGUCAACGUCGGGGCUCUACGGAUGCCAUUCCAACAGGAUAGUCAUUGCAACGUGCCGCCCUUCUCCUUUCAGGUGCAGGCGCAGCUGCAGCUGGACAGCGCCGUCGCCCACGCGCAGCACCACCUGCACUCCCACCUGGCGGCGCACGCGCCCUACAUGAUGUUUCCCGCGCCGCCGUUCGGACUGCCCCUGGCGACGCUUGCGGCCGAGUCCGCAUCCGCCGCCUCCGUCGUGGCCGCCGCAGCCGCCGCCAAGAACACCAGCAAGAACUCCAGCAUCGCCGACCUGAGACUGAAGGCCAAAAAGCACACGGCCGCGCUGGGACUGUGACGCCAGGUGGUCGGGUGGACGCAAGCCGUGCACGCCAUGUCUGCCACGUCCGCGCGACUAAGAGAUGCUGAACACUUUCAAAGUGAGACAAUACAAGGACAAAGUGAGAGAAAAAUAUCCAAGGACGAUAUUUAUGAUUUUUUAAAUGAAGGACGACGAGUAUAACUAUAAAACAUAUAGGCUAUUUAUGAGACAAAGAAAAGACAAUGAAAGAAAAAGAGACUGUGAUGUGAUAGCCUACCCAUAGGUGAUUUUGGACGGAGGGACUGGAACUACUACAGCCACAUGGCUGAGGAGGACACCCUGAGGAGGAAGAGGAAGCAGCUGGGACGGUCGAUACUUUGUCAAACAAGGCGAACCAUUCUGCAGUUGUUUUAUUAUUAUUAUAUUGUUAUUGUUAAGAUUUCAUUUGAACCUAUAUAGAGGCUGGCCUCGUUCUAAAACACGUUCUCUUUAAAAAAAAAAAAAGACAGAGCAGUUAAGAAAAAAUGACAUUAAUUCAAGUUUUUCUCCCUCUACUGUUUCCUGUACAAAAUUCAGAAAAUGCCCAAGCAGUGUUUGCAUGAGUUUGUCCUCAUCUCUCUCUCUCUCUCCCUCUCCCUCUCCCUCUCUCUCUCUCUCUCUCU
Labrus mixtus (cuckoo wrasse) is the source of this 2037-nucleotide messenger RNA. RefSeq names its product shox homeobox 2 (gene shox2). Gene Ontology annotation, molecular function: sequence-specific double-stranded DNA binding; DNA-binding transcription factor activity, RNA polymerase II-specific. The record is from RefSeq and is a predicted model, not a curated record. Lineage: Eukaryota; Metazoa; Chordata; Actinopteri; Labriformes; Labridae. Bases 503 to 1411 code for a protein of 302 amino acids. Gene Ontology annotation, biological process: regulation of transcription by RNA polymerase II. Gene Ontology annotation, cellular component: nucleus. The transcript has 5 exons.